GCUCUAUGUCCGCCUCAUUCAAAGCUCUCGGCUCAUGUGUCUCAGCAGCGUUCCUGACAAUGCAUUGUUCCGAGCUUUCGUCUUCGUUUCCGAGUCUUCAAGGCUGUUAUACUUGGCCCAAGACUAUUUUUCAACGACGUUGCCAGGCCAGACGGCAAAUACUCGCUGAAAACUCGUUUAUAGCCCUCCUUCGCACAUUGCAACACAUGGAUGGCAUACUCACGAGCGGCUUUUACCCACUCUCAUUUCCUGGCUUAAAUACCCCAGAGCGUCGUUGGAAGGCUUUCAUCGGUGCCAUUCUCAGUGCUUGUCAUCGUCAAGACCUGCUCCUGUGGAAAUCAUGAAGCUUUCCCCCACCUUCGUCGCUCUUGCGCUCGCGGCUGUCUCGUUCGCGAACCCCGUCUCCCGGGCCAGCUCCGGCUAUGUCCAGGCUUCCGGACAGGCGUUCACUCUCGACGGCGCGGCCUACACGGUCUACGGUGAAAACUCCUACUGGGUCGGGCUUUCGGGGUACUCCACCACCCAGAUGAACCAGGCGUUCUCAGACAUCGCCACCGCCGGUGGCACGACCGUUCGCACCUGGGGCUUCAACGAUGUGAACGCGACGGUCGUAUCCAACUACCCUAUCUACUACCAGUAUUUCGAUGGUGCAAACGCCACCAUCAACACCGGGGCUACUGGCUUGGAGAACUUUGACAACGUUAUUGCUGCCGCGAAGGCCAACAACAUAAAGCUUAUUGUCACUCUGACCAACAACUGGAGCGACUACGGUGGCAUGGAUAUGUACGUCAACUCGAUCCUUGGCUACGGGCAGCCCCACGACUACUUCUACUCCAACUCCGAGGUUAUCACUGCCUACAAGAACUACAUCAACGCCUUCGUCUCCCGUUACGUUGACGAGCCGACGAUCUUCGGCUGGGAGCUCGCCAACGAGCCGCGCUGCACCGGUACCACGAGCGCGACCUCGGGCACCUGCACGACGACGACGAUCACCACCUGGAUCGAGGACAUCUCCUCGUACAUCAAGUCCAUCGACAGCAACCACCUCGUCGGCCUCGGCGACGAGGGCUGGUUCAACUGGACGAACACUACCGACUUUGCCUACACUGGCUCGCAGGGCAUCGAUUUCGACGCCAACCUGGCUGUCAGCUCUAUUGACUUUGGGACGUUCCACCUGUACCCCUUCACCUGGGACGAGACCACACCAAGUGCCGACGUGUGGGGCCAGGGCUGGAUUGAGAACCACCGCGGCGCCCAGGCGACGUACAACAAGCCUGUGAUCAUGGAGGAGUUUGGCGUCCUUGCCGACCAGAACCAGACCCAGACCUACAAGGACUGGUACUCUACCGCCAUUACCGACGGUCUCUCCGGUGUUCUCAUUUGGCAGGCUGGAUCGAACUACUCGAGCGGAAAUACUCCCGAUGAUGGCUUUGCGGCAAGUGUUUACCCCGGGACUGACCUUUACGAGCUUGUGCAGACAUAUGCCGCCGAGAUCAAGGCGCGGGACGGCACUUCUUAA
This is a messenger RNA of Coniophora puteana RWD-64-598 SS2, 1519 nucleotides long. RefSeq names its product glycoside hydrolase family 5 protein. The transcript is spliced from 14 exons. The record is from RefSeq and is a predicted model, not a curated record. The coding region runs from base 341 to 1519 and encodes 392 amino acids. Gene Ontology annotation, molecular function: hydrolase activity, hydrolyzing O-glycosyl compounds. NCBI's taxonomy places the organism in Eukaryota, Fungi, Basidiomycota, Agaricomycetes, Boletales, Coniophoraceae.